Messenger RNA from Varroa destructor (honeybee mite), 1890 nucleotides. RefSeq names its product zeta-sarcoglycan-like. Gene Ontology annotation, cellular component: sarcoglycan complex; membrane. NCBI's taxonomy places the organism in Eukaryota, Metazoa, Arthropoda, Arachnida, Mesostigmata, Varroidae. The record is from RefSeq and is a predicted model, not a curated record.
UCCUAUGUAAACUGUGUUUGUGAACCCUGGGCCGCACGACACGGUCGGCCAAAGUAAUCUAUAGAGUAGCCACUAGCACUGGCCGUUGCGGUGUGACCGACGUAGUUUGCUGUUACAUAGCAAAAACGCUUUGUUCAAUAACUUCAAAAUCAGAAGUUGGCGCAACCAUUGAAAUCGUGGCCUGAAGUUGCAUGUCUGCCAAGUCGCCCUACUUCAAGUUAUCGCUCGAAUGUGCUAGGCAGUUAUCGUGAGACGCCGCUGAAAUCCGCCGAAACGUAGCCGACAACAUGUCUAGGAAGUCAACUAGACAAAGGAAACAUUACCGUAAAUUAUUUAGCUAAAGAUCCUGUCGGCUUAAUUCGAAGACUGUCAUGAUGUCGCCGGUAGGCCAGCAAGUGGUUCAGCUGGAAACCAACGGAUCAAUUAUCAUAGACAAAGAAGAGGCCACCAGAGACAGCUGUGGCAUCAUGAUCACAGCAAGCAACUGUGUUAAUAACUGCCGGGUGUCGCCAACAGCAUGCGCGAGCGCUAAAUCGACGACCACAGUGGCAUUUCACCUGUUGGUAGCACUUACCAUCACGGUCGUAUGUGUCAAUUUAGCGAUGAAUAUUUUCCUCAUUCGGGUACUGCAGCUAACCCGAGCUGGAAUGAGCUCAAUGAAGUUCUCGGCGUCGUCCGGUAUCUGGCUAAGAGAUUACGCCGUGUUUGCCGACCUGUUACGAACUACGCGGUUGUCACACGUUGCCGGUAACAAGGAACAGCCGAACGUAGGUCUCUUGAUGUCGUCGGGGAAGGACAUACACCUAGAGUCAAACAAUCGGGCGGGUCAAGUCAAUUCCUUGUCCUUGUCAAAUGGACGGUUAGAGGCCCGUGGAGAAGCGUUCGAAGUUCUAGCUAGUUCUGACCGAGGUGUACUGUUCAGAGCGGAUCAAGACCAGUUGAUAGUAGCCGCAGACAGAGUACCAGGCACCGCUCCGAACGGGUUCAAUCUUCAGGGAUCAUUGCAAGCUAAAACCGUGCGUGGAAGUCCCCACUACGAUCUAAGACUGGAAUCGCCGUUAAACGAAGUCAAUAUUCGGAGUGGUGGAGAGCUUUUGAUUGAAUCCAAAGCGGAACAUAUCAGCAUGAGAUCUGUUGACACUGUCAAUAUCCAGUCACAGGACGGGACGAUUGUAUUGAACAGUCACAAAUUAGAAAUCAAGGAUCUUCCUAUUGUCGCUGUAAGGAGCGUGCGUGUCAAACGAUAUAUUGAAGAUCCAGUUGAAUUAGCAGAAGACGGAGCUGAUGGAGGUACCGAAGUGGCUGUUGGUAGUUUCGAAGACCAAGAGGGCACAGCAAAUGGGCAACGGUCUGGGGAACAAGAUGACGGUACCUACGCGCUGUGCACCUGCAAAAAUGGAAAACUGUUCGCGGUUGAUCCUGACGAUAACUGCCGGGCUAGCCUAACGUUCUGUAAUGAACCCAGCAAUAAUGAAUGAUUCUUUUGUAACUAUGUAUUAGAAUCGCUUUCUGCUAAGAUUAUUGGGAUGAAAGCGGAUGUUAAGCAUGCUCCUUCUUGGUACUUUGAUACGUGUUAGGAAGAAUGCAACUUUAGAUACCUGCGUGUCGUUCUAGGGUCAUUGCAGGAUGUCUGGAUAAUUUGAUAGUACAAUUUUAUUCUACUAUAUGUUUUUGGGCCAACUUUUCUGACAAGGGUGUGUUUACGCUUGUGUUCUGUGCUUGUCUACACUAUUAAAUGGAAAUAAUAAAUUAAAAAUUACAAAUUUGUUUCGUACGGCAAGAUGGAGCUAACUCUAUUAAAUCGUUAGUGUAUAAGUGACAGGUAUCUGAAACAAGGACGGAUUUUAUCCAACGCUACCCCUUGCAACGAUUGUCGGCCACGAUGUAGGA